Messenger RNA from Phialemonium atrogriseum, 1930 nucleotides. RefSeq names its product 6-hydroxy-D-nicotine oxidase. Gene Ontology annotation, molecular function: FAD binding; catalytic activity. Bases 167 to 1675 code for a protein of 502 amino acids. The transcript is spliced from 4 exons. NCBI's taxonomy places the organism in Eukaryota, Fungi, Ascomycota, Sordariomycetes, Cephalothecales, Cephalothecaceae. The record is from RefSeq and is a predicted model, not a curated record.
GGUGGUCAUCAUGGGGUAAUAAACUUGGAGGUUGGGAGGGAGGGGGUAACUUCGGAGUGGCUGACUUGUUGAUGAUGAUCGCACCCCCAAAAUUCCAGGUCCUCUCCCCUCCUCAUUGCUCCAUGCAUUUUACGCACCUUGGAAGCAAACAAGCGUAAUUGCAACCAUGAGGAUCGCUAGCCUCGCCAUCCAGCUGCAACUGCUCUUGCUGAGCAUUGCCGUGCAUGCCCAGAUCAGCUCCAGGGAUGGUGACAUCUCCAGUGAAUUGGGUCCCUUGCUGUCGAGAGACGCAACCAUCACUCUUCCCUCGUCGCCGAACUGGCCUCCCUUGCUUGUGCGGGCCGCCUCACCUCGCAUCCAUCCCAACUAUGUGGCUGUCGUCGAGGUCGCGACCGAAGGAGAUGUGCAACAGACUAUCCUAUAUGCAAACCGUCAUGGAAUGCCCUUUCUGGCCGUCUCAGGCACUCACGGGUGGCCGUCGACGCUGAACAACCUGGAUGGCGGCAUCCAAAUCAACAUGCGCAAGCUGAACCACACCAGAGUGCACUGCGACGGCAAGACGGCGACUGCUGGCGGCGGCGUGAUGCAAUAUGAGAUCACGGCGUCUCUCUUUGAGCAGGGGAAACAGGCUGUCACGGGUAUCUGCGAGUGUGUCUCCGCCAUUGGACCCCUGCUUGGCGGCGGCCACAGUAUGCUCCAAGGCCGACAUGGCUUCGCUGCCGACAACCUGAUCUCGGCGCGGCUCGUGCUCGCGAACGGGAGUGCCGUCACUGUGUCUGCGGAACAGAACCCGGAUCUAUUUUGGGCCGUUCGCGGUGCGGGACACAACUUUGGCAUCGUCACGAGCUUCGACCUGAAGCUGUAUGAUGUGGCCGAAGGAGGAUGGACCAUGGUUGCCUUCAGCUUCACUCAGGACAAGCUCGAGGCCUUCUUCGACACGUGGAACCAAGUCGAGGUUGCCCAUGAGGACCCCGGGCUACUCGUCCUGAAUGGCGUCAUGGCUCGGGACGAUAGCCUCGACACCGACCACCCGGUCAUCAAUCUUCAACUCCUGUACGAGGGAGAUAACAACGCUGCAGCUGACGACUACGCCGCAGCCUUCCGGGCCCUUGGGCCAGUGGCCGAGACGACAGUCACAGACAUCGCCUGGGGAGACUUGUUCGAUGUAGGUGGGUUCGGGCUAGAAAGUCCCGUGUGUCGGAAGAACGAGAACAUCCUCGGAUAUCCGAACUCGUUCGCCCAGUGGAAUGGCAGCGCGAUGCGGCGAGGCUUCGAUCUCUUCUCGGAAAUAACAGCCGACGAGACGUUUUCCACGUCGGCCUGGCUGCUCGAGUCGUACGGCUGGAACGGCGUGCAGGCGGUGCCCGAAUCCGCCAACGCGGUGGCUCCCGAGGAACGUAGCAACCACAUCCUCACGUCCCCCAUCCUGUGGUGGCCAGGCGAUGACGAGCAGGACAGGCUGAAGGCGAUCGCAUAUGGCGAGAAUAUGCAGAAGGCCGUGAGAGACGAGGGCUCUGCGCCCCAUUCCUACGUCAACUAUGCCGUGGGCAGCGAGGAGCUGCAGGAGGUGUAUGGGCAGGAGGCGGCAAGGAUUGAAAAGCUGAAGACCCUGAAGAGGGCUUGGGAUCCUGAGAACCGCUUUGGGUUUUACAUGCCUAUCCAGCCACGCAGCUAGAAAGCACACUCCCUCCAUGCCUUUCUCCUCUUCCUCCCCCUCUCCCUCUCUGCCGCAGGCCAAUUAUUAGUUUAUUACUAUUCAGAUAAAACCAUCUUUAGUUGGCCUCUGCUGUUGGUCACCAUCGUCCAAGGUAUAGUUGACUCCUCCCCGAGAGUUCUCAAGAAAAGCUGCAUUCCCGCACGUGCUGCUGGGUUGGGUUCUUCUUGUAUAUCUCAUAGCGAUCAAAGUUGAUGUAGAAAUUCUGAACCUGCU